Messenger RNA from Talpa occidentalis (Iberian mole), 1292 nucleotides. It is a transcript of the gene MRPL32, whose product is annotated as mitochondrial ribosomal protein L32. The record is from RefSeq and is a predicted model, not a curated record. Gene Ontology annotation, biological process: translation. NCBI's taxonomy places the organism in Eukaryota, Metazoa, Chordata, Mammalia, Eulipotyphla, Talpidae. The transcript has 3 exons. Gene Ontology annotation, cellular component: mitochondrial large ribosomal subunit. Gene Ontology annotation, molecular function: structural constituent of ribosome. Bases 58 to 624 code for a protein of 188 amino acids.
GCUCCGGGUGGAAGCGGAACGCAGCAACGCGGUGGGAGCGCCCUUCGGGCUACAAAAAUGGCCGCCACCUUGCUGGUGCUGGUGGCUUCGCCGUGGUCUGGAGUCCGGGGACUGCUCCGGAACUGUUGGGGACGUUUGCAGCAGAAACUUCAGCAGAGUCAGCCAGGUUUUCCCGGUCCUCCGUGGGGCCCAGCAUUAGCCAUCCAAGGUCCAGCUAUAUUUACAGAACCAACCAAUGAUAUCAAUGGAAGUGAGGAGAUUUCCAGUCUUUCAGAUAGAAUCUUUUGGAUGGCAGCUCCCAAAAACAGACGCAGCAUUGAAGUUAACAGGUGUAGGAGAAGAAACCCACAGAAACUUAUUAAAGUUAAGAACAAUAUAGAUGUUUGUCCUGAAUGCGGCCACCUGAAACAGAAACAUGUCCUUUGUGGCUACUGCUAUGAAAAAGUGCGCAUGGAGACUGCAGAAAUCAGAAGACAGAUAGGGAAACAAGAAGGAGGCCCUUUUAAGGCUCCUACUGUAGAGACUAUGGUGUUGUAUACAGGAGAGACACCGACUGAACAAGAUCAAGGCAAGAGAAUCAUUGAACGAAACAGGAAGCGGCCAUCCUGGUUCACCCAGAACUGAGAGCAAAGAUGUGUGAAGAGGGUUUCUCAUAAAACAUUUCUUCUGAAAGAAGAAUGUUCCUUAUCUUUAUCUUCUCAUGCUUGUUUUUAAAUCAUCAAUAGUUCAAAACAUCUUUAAAGCAGCUAGUUUUGUAUGGGUAAUUUUAAGAAUAUAUCAUUGGUAAGCUCUGUCCAUUAUUAUGACAUUAUAAUGUGUUAAGUAAACAAUUUCCACUACAAAAUAAUAAAAACAAUUUAAAAUUCAUAGCAGGAAUUGUAUGUUUUUGCCUCAGGUUUUGUUUGCUUGCCUUUGGUUUUUCUUACAUAAAUACUUGCACAAAUACUUUUUUGUUUAAGUAGUACAAGGACAUAGGUUGUUACUUGAGUUCUUGUAUUUCUUAAACUAGUAGCUAUGGCAGUAAGAAAAUGUUCUGGUGUUUUUCUUGUAAGCAAAUUAAAAUUGCCCUUGGUGAAUUCAUUUUAUGUGGGACAUAUGAUGUUAAUUUACUUAGAUGAUAGAAGUAUUUCUUGACAUUUUACAUGAAAUCAAAAUGAUAUUCAGAAAUCAUUGAUGGUUCAAGAACUGUAUUUUAUAAUUUGGGGAGAAAUUUUUUUUUAGUAAAGAUGUGAGUGAAUUCAAUAGUACACAGGAAACUUGCUAAAGAUAUGCCUUUUCUUUUAGUCCUUUUA